Molecule: messenger RNA, 981 nt
Organism: Fusarium musae
Lineage: Eukaryota; Fungi; Ascomycota; Sordariomycetes; Hypocreales; Nectriaceae
Exons: 1
Coding region: 1-981 (326 amino acids)
Source: RefSeq, a predicted model, not a curated record
AUGUCGUCUCAGCAGGCUCUCAAUGCCCUUGGCCACGCCGUAUCUGGCUCUGUAGGGACAGCCGUGUCAACAGCAUCUCUGUACCCAUUGGACCUGGUUACCACUCGACUCAAGGCGCAGCGAAAGACGGGAGGCUCUACAGGCGACUACGAUGGUGUCAUUUCAGCUUUCAGAGGCAUCCCUGCCAACGAAGGAGGGAUCAAGGCACUGUACAGUGGACUGGGGACAGAUGUGGCCAAGUCGGUAGUGGACAGUUUUCUAUUCUUUGGAUUCUACAACUACCUACGCCCUCGACAUCGCAAACCUAAGAUUGUCGAAGAGCUUCUUGUGGGCGCCGUCGCUGGAGGGUGCGCCCGGGCCCUCACCACCCCGAUUUCGAAUGUUGUCACGAGGAAGCAGAUGCUGGGGAGUGAUCAGUCGCUUCUGCAGAUUCUCUCCGAGAUUCAGAAAGAAAGCGGAUUGCUAGGUCUCUGGUCUGGCUACUCGGCUACCCUGAUGCUCACUCUGAAUCCCAGCAUUACCUUCUUUGUCAAUCGACGGCUGGCUGCGCGUAUCUUGCCAGCCCUCGAAGAUGAGGAUUUUCCAGUGGCAUGGAUCGCCUUCUUGAUUGCCGCCUCGAGCAAAGCUACUGCCACUGCCAUCACAUACCCUUUCCAGACGGGCAAGACGCGUCUUCAAAUGGCGGGUAGCGCGGCGGAUGCUGAUGUGGAGAAAGGGCAGAGCGGGAAUUCGAAGCGUAAGCAUAUACUGCGGAGGAUUCUUGAUCUUCUCAAUCAGUCCAUAUUUGGCGUCAUUAUUCGCAUCAUUACCAACGAGGGUAUGAAGGCACUCUACGCUGGACUUCAGGGAGAGCUCCUCAAGAGCUUCUUCAGUCACGGAUUGACAAUGCUCACCAAGGGUGUUAUUCAUCGGUUUGUUGUUCGUGUAUGGGUGAUGAUGCUGUUGCCCUAUUUGCGACAGCGAAAGCUGCGGAUGAAGUGA